AGCCGCAAGCGUUAAGCGAGGCGGGCGUGACGCGCCGUGCGUCUGGAGCGGCUCCGGAGCCUGCGCCGCCGGCCUCGCCUUCCUUUCGGCCUCGGCAGCCUCGGCGAGACGCGACCCCAGCCCGCGCGGGACCCGCCGCACCAUGACCGAGACCACCAAGACCCACGUCAUCCUGCUGGCCUGCGGCAGCUUCAACCCCAUCACCAAAGGGCACAUUCAGAUGUUCGAGCGAGCCCGGGACUAUUUGCACAAGACUGGCAGGUUCAUUGUCAUCGGCGGUAUUGUCUCCCCCGUGCACGACUCCUAUGGCAAACAGGGCCUCGUGUCGAGCCGGCACCGCCUGGUCAUGUGUCAGCUGGCUGUGCAGAACUCCGACUGGAUCAGGGUGGACCCCUGGGAGUGCUACCAGGACACUUGGCAGACGACCUGCAGUGUGCUACAACACCAUCGCGACCUCAUGAAGCGGGUGACCGGCUGCAUCCUGUCCAAUGUCAACACACCCUCCAUGACGCCAGUGAUCGGGCAGCCGCAGCAGGAGACACCCCCGCCCAGCUACCAGAACGGCAAUGUGCCCACCAAGCCCACGGCAGCCAAGAUCCUGGGCAAGGUGGGCGAGAGCCUCGGCCGGAUCUGCUGCGUGCGCCCGCCUGUAGAGCGCUUCACCUUCGUGGAUGAGAAUGCCAACCUGGGCACCGUGAUGCGGUACGAGGAAAUCGAGCUGCGGAUCCUGCUGCUGUGUGGGAGCGACCUGCUAGAGUCCUUCUGUAUCCCUGGGCUCUGGAACGAAGCGGAUAUGGAGGUGAUUGUGGGGGACUUUGGGAUAGUGGUGGUACCACGAGACGCAGCCGACACCGACCGGAUCAUGAAUCACUCCUCCAUCCUCCGCAAAUACAGAAACAACAUCCUGGUGGUGAAGGACGACGUGAACCAUCCCAUGUCCGCGGUCAGUUCUACCAAGAGCAGGCUGGCCCUGCAGCAUGGGGAUGGCCAUGUGGUGGACUACCUGUCCCAGCCGGUCAUCGACUACAUCCUCAAGAGCCAGCUAUACAUCAACGCUUCCGGCUAGCGCCGCCCGUGCCCCACUGGCCACUCCCACUCCCACCAGGCCCCGUUCCUCCCCUGCUGUCUGCUUCUCCAUCUAGUCUGGACAGGACCCCCAAACCUGGGGGCCUGAGAGAACUGUGACUCUCCUGGUCCAUGUGGCCUUGGGUAGGGG
This is a messenger RNA of Ochotona princeps (American pika), 1216 nucleotides long. It is a transcript of the gene NMNAT2, whose product is annotated as nicotinamide nucleotide adenylyltransferase 2. The coding region runs from base 143 to 1066 and encodes 307 amino acids. NCBI's taxonomy places the organism in Eukaryota, Metazoa, Chordata, Mammalia, Lagomorpha, Ochotonidae. Gene Ontology annotation, biological process: NAD+ biosynthetic process. The transcript has 11 exons. Gene Ontology annotation, molecular function: nicotinamide-nucleotide adenylyltransferase activity; nicotinate-nucleotide adenylyltransferase activity. Gene Ontology annotation, cellular component: Golgi apparatus. The record is from RefSeq and is a predicted model, not a curated record.